Exophiala bonariae is the source of this 2028-nucleotide messenger RNA. RefSeq lists its product as uncharacterized. NCBI's taxonomy places the organism in Eukaryota, Fungi, Ascomycota, Eurotiomycetes, Chaetothyriales, Herpotrichiellaceae. The coding region runs from base 1 to 2028 and encodes 675 amino acids. Gene Ontology annotation, molecular function: zinc ion binding; RNA polymerase II cis-regulatory region sequence-specific DNA binding; DNA-binding transcription factor activity, RNA polymerase II-specific. Gene Ontology annotation, biological process: DNA-templated transcription; positive regulation of transcription from RNA polymerase II promoter by galactose. The record is from RefSeq and is a predicted model, not a curated record. Gene Ontology annotation, cellular component: nucleus. The transcript is spliced from 2 exons.
AUGAGCGAAUCGAGCACAGCCGCGGAAACUGGUCGGAAGCGCCGAAGGGCUGCAAGAGCAUGUCGCUGGUGCAGGGCCAAGAAGUAUCGAUGUGACGAGGAACAACCCUGUCACCAGUGUCAAAGAUGGAAUGUAAGCUGCGAGUACGAAGGAGCUGAGCGCCUGAAGACACGACAAGCGUCACAGAUCAUCUAUCAGCAUAACUUCACCCAAGAAUUGCUUACCACCUCGGAAUCGGCCGAUGUCUCCAACAAGGUCUUCUCUUCCCCAACUCGCCAACUUAGACCUUCCCAGAGACAGUCCCCUGAUUCUCACUCUGGGAGAAUUGGUGGAUUCCGCAGCAGUAUCAACAGGCCGGACGUCUCCGACGAAGUUGAUGAAGUCAAUACGCAUACUUUGAACAAUGAGUUUCAUGGACCAACCUCAUCUUUGGCAUUCCUUGCAACAAUUCAGAGGCAGAACAGGAACCAAGCUCGGUCAAACGUUGACCAGCUUCCACCAUCCGAAGAUCAGCCCUCAUCCUUGGUAUCGACGUUCCACAACGAGAUAUUCUCGCCCACCUCUGCAGCUUACACGACUACUGAGUGGCAAAAGUUGUCAGCUAAUUCCUUCUACUUCCGUCAAUCACAGCUCUUCCUGAAUGGAUACUUCCAAAAUCUCCACUACAUCCACCCAAUUGUGGAUAGAGUGAAAUUCUUCUCCAGGUGCGAGAACAUCUGGUUUGACAGACCAAGCAAUCCCAGCAAGAGCUUCAUCGCACUUUACUAUUCUAUAAUGUCAUUAGGUGCUCUUACUCGGGAGUGGGAUGAAGAAUCUCUUGACACAACGAAUCGUUUUGACUGGGCACGCAAAAUGUUUACUCUUGCAUCAAUGGCAAUCGGGGAAUUCCCGGGACGUAGCGAUCCAGAAAGUGUGCAAGCAUAUAUCAUCAUGGCAAAAAUCUGUCAAAAUGAACUCAAUCCAAAUUUGGCAUACAUGUAUCUUGGGCAUGCUAUUCGGACAAGUUUCUCAGCUGGCUACAAUCGCCAUCCAUCGACUGAAGGAGCCCACCAUCAGGAGAUAUCUAGAACAUGGUGGGCAUUGUACUCUCUCGAAAUGGAGACCAGUUUUGCCCUUGGCCGACCUGAUUCACUUGGAGAUGAUAUCUACCAUACUCGGCAACUACCAGCCAUUGAUGGUUCGCCGACUAUGCUGAUCAACUGCAUGGUUGACCUAGCAAAAAUCAUCAAGAAGGUUUCCUACUCCGUAUAUCUUUCUGGCGAAAAUAUUACACAAAAAGUUAUGAUUGCUGGUCAGCUCGAAACUGAGCUCGAAAAUUGGCUUAGUGCUUUGCCACAGAUUAUCCGGCCUCCAUCAUUGGAUAGUAUGGGCGACGAGACCUCUCUGAAAAGCAACAUACCCGCAUGGGCUAAUCGACAGAGUCAUACACUUCGAUUUCGUUACUACAAUGUUAAAAUGGUCCUUUACCGUCCUUUCCUCUUGUAUCUUGGCCAUCGAGCCACCCACACUCCGGGUCAUUUCGAUAGCGCUGUGGCUAAAUGUGUUUCUGCAGCCACGAAAACAAUUGAACUCAUGCACCAUAUGUUCUGCCACUAUUCUUACUUUCGUACCUGGUGGUACAACACAACAUACACAUUGUACGCUGCCUCCAUUAUCGUCUUCUAUGCACAGAAGGUUGCAUCUCCGCCCGAGAUCUCAGGAUUACUUCGUCUUGUGGAGAUGAGUGUCGAUGUCCUCAAGACCAUGAAUGACAAUGUUGUUGCGAAGAAGGCGGCCGCUACAAUAACUAAAGCUUCAUUGAGAAUUAGGGAGGAGAGAUCAUUCAAUAAUGAGGCCGCACCUAUCGAUGAACCAGGCUCGACGACACAAGACUCACUCGCCACUAACGCCGAGGGAGGGGUACCUGACCUUUUCGAUGAGACCAUGUAUGACCCUUUCGACCAAGACCAGCUUGAUUUUAUGACACGGCUCUUUCCUCUUUCUGUAGAUAGUGAUUUCACAUGGGACGACAGAGCCGACGCCACGUAA